This is a messenger RNA of Aureobasidium vineae, 417 nucleotides long. Lineage: Eukaryota; Fungi; Ascomycota; Dothideomycetes; Dothideales; Saccotheciaceae. The record is from the annotation of a GenBank genome assembly.
AUGCUUGAUCAGUGGACUGCGCCCGCCGCGCCUUCCCCUGGGCCACUGCCUGCUGUACCAGACGAACAAAAGACAGUCAUACCGACCCCGACAGAAUCCGCUGGAGAAGUCUCUUCAUUCCUGGCCAAUCCGACAAUGCCGACUUCAAUGCCCAACUCAACCACCGACGAUGCACAACAAGAUGGGACCCUGGUCAGUGGUGGAGACAGAGCUGACCCGAAGCAAGAAACAAAGGACGAAGAAUCAAAGAGCCAUCAGGAAUUGAACGUCGGAAAGAAGGAGGCUACGAAGACUGGCGGGCAAGAGGAGAAGAAGGCAGAAGAGGAAUACAAGCUGCCGAAGGGGUUGAAGCAACCACCACCCGAAGCAUUUAAGGAACCCGAUCCGAAUUCUUUGCUUGAUGCGUUUGGAUUUUGA